AUGGCAGAGGAGAAUGGAGGAAAAGGGCAGAGUAGAGAUGAGUACAGCGGGAUGACGGCAGAAGAGAAGAGCGAGUAUUUAGAAGGUAAGCUGGAUGUAGUGAAGAGAGCCUGCAUGGAAAAGGAGAGAAUAUGGAGGAAAGAGAAUGAGAGCAUAAGAGAGGAGAGGAUAAGAACAGGGGAGAGAGAAGAUGCCAUGAAAAAGGAGAUAGCUCGGUUGCGAGAGGAGCUGAGAGAAGAAAAGGCAGAGAAUAAGAUGAACAAGCGGAUGAAAGGAGAGAGAUACUCGCUAGAAGCUAGGCCAACUCUUAGCCAAGAGGCUGCUAAAGAAAAUAGUAGUAUCAGCCAAAUGAUCGCUAGUAAAAUUGGUGCAGAAAAAAACGAAUCCUCUCUCUCACAGCUGGGCAGAUCUGCUCUUUCUUUGCACACGUCUAGCAAUGACGGGGCAUCUGCUCUUCCAAUCGAGUGGAUUCUCUCGCAUUUCAAGGGAGAAAUAGUAUUUGGUCUCACGGGUUUGUCUCCUGGGAAGCUGAAAGUCUUUGGAAGAUUUUUCAAGAGAGAGUUCGACUCUUUGUACAACAAAAGGGAAGUUCUCAUGGGAAUUGAGGCAGUUGGGAAGAACACAAAACAUCUCAUAAAGUGCCUUCUUUAUCUGUCUGAUAGGCCUGAGGUAAUAUCGCACCUGCUUCCGUAUGUGUUUAUGAAGCACAUUGUGCCAGAUGGGAGGCUGUACAUCAAAGAAAUUGUUCACAUUUUGUACAAGGUUGGAAUAACGUCUUUCCUUUUUAGCGCAGACACAAUUGAAGACGUAAAAACCUUUUUCAACGAGUGCAAGGAGUCGAAGGAGCUUCUUUUCCUUGUAGAGUCGCUUGCCAAGCGCAGCCCCAGGGGAAUAUCUCGGCUUAUUUCUGAGGAGUACAUGGUAAGCAUAUCAAAAACACACAAAGAAACAGCAGCACGGAUAAUUCGGCUGCUGAGCGGGUGCGGGGCAUACUCUGGGCCAUCAGAGGCUUUUAUCGCUCUGCACGAGCCGCCUGGUGCAUCGCCGUACGAAUCACCAAAUGGCGAGCUUUCAUUCUUUCUCUAG
Messenger RNA from Nematocida minor, 1086 nucleotides. RefSeq lists its product as uncharacterized. NCBI's taxonomy places the organism in Eukaryota, Fungi, Microsporidia. The transcript has a single exon. The coding region runs from base 1 to 1086 and encodes 361 amino acids. The record is from RefSeq and is a predicted model, not a curated record.